UCUCAUGGAGCCUCAGGUUUUCUCCCAGGUCAGACUUUCUUGCUGUCCUUCACCUAACUUGGCCAAGCAUCAUCUAUUUGCUCUCAUCACUGGCUCCAGGCGUUUGAAGAAGCUGCUGUGGACAUUUAUGGACACUCACCUGGCGGGUUUCAAACCAUAAAAAUGGAAACAGGCAGCAUCAACAAAGCCUCACAAAAUGGCCGCAGCGACAAGACUGGCCACUCAGAAGAAAAGCGGCCUGAGAAGGCGACAAUGCUUCAAAAAGAUAUUGGUCUGCUGAGUGGCAUUUCCAUGAUUGUGGGGACAAUGAUUGGCUCAGGGAUCUUCAUUUCUCCUAAAUCGGUGCUGCUGUACUCAGGAGAUGUGGGUCCCUGCCUCCUCAUCUGGACCGCCUGUGGAGUGUUGGCCACCCUAGGAGCCCUUUGCUACGCAGAACUUGGUACCAUGAUCACCAAAUCGGGGGCAGAGUACUCCUAUUUAAUGGAGGCCUUUGGCUCCCUCGUGGCCUACCUUUACUCUUGGACCACGGUUAUGGUGCUGAAGCCCUCUUCCUUCGCAAUCAUCACUCUUAGCUUUGCAGAAUAUACCUCUGCUCCGUUUUACCCUGACUGCACCCCUCCUCUUGUGGUUAUCAAGUGUUUGUCAGCAGUUGCUAUAGUCAUAAUCACUGGCGUCAACUGUCUGAGCGUCAAACUAGCAAGCUAUGUGCAGAACUUUUUUACAGCUGCCAAGCUCAUGAUCAUCAUCAUCAUUGUGGUGGCUGGGAUCGUCCUGAUGGCUCAAGGAAAAACGGAGAACUUGUCAAAUGCCUUUGAAGGCUCAGCCACGUCUUUCGGGGCAAUUGGACUUGCUUUUUAUAAUGGGCUUUGGGCUUAUGAUGGAUGGAAUCAACUGAAUUUCAUCACUGAGGAGCUGAAAAACCCAUACAGGAAUUUGCCUCUGGCCAUUAUCAUUGGGAUCCCUUUGGUUACUGUGUGCUAUGUUAUGGUCAACAUCGCUUACUUUACUGUGAUGACCCCCUCUGAAUUGCUGUCAUCUCCAGCUGUUGCUGUGACUUUUGGAGACAGGGUCCUUUACCCUAUGGCAUGGAUCGUUCCUCUGUUUGUUGCCUUCUCAACAUUUGGUUCUGCCAACGGAAGCUGCUUCACUGCUGGCAGACUGUCCUAUGUAGCCGGCAGGGAGGGUCACAUGGUGAAGAUCUUAUCCUAUAUUAGUUUGAAACGCUACACUCCUUUGCCUGCUCUCUUAUUCAACGGUAUUUUGGCAAUAUUCUACAUUAUCCCAGCGGACAUCAACACCCUCAUAAACUACUUCAGUUUUGCCCAGUGGGCCUUUUAUGGCCUGACAGCAAUGGCUCUGAUUGUCAUGCGUUUCACUCGGAAAGAGCUGGACAGGCCUGUGAAGGUGCCAAUCGUCAUAGCAGGCGUCGUAGCCCUGGUGUCCUGCUACCUCGUCUUGGCCCCCAUUAUCGAUAAGCCUGAGUGGGAGUACCUUUACUGCACCAUCUUCAUCUUUGGUGGACUCAUCCUUUACUUUCCAUUGGUCUACUGGAAAGCAAAAUGGGCACGCAAAAUCAUGAGGCCCAUCACUAUGCAUCUGCAGCUGCUAAUGGAGGUAGCUCCACCAGAGAAAAUCGAAUAAGAAGGGACAACCGGUUCCGCUGAGUCCUGGAGAUCGCCUGCUGCUUUUUGGAAACGGUCGGAAAGACGUUUUGGGGCUCAGAAAUAAUCACUGUCAAAAACCAGAACAUGCUACUUUUGAAAAGCUAUCCCUAUAUUAGGGAGAAUGAGUUAGGAUUGUUUUAAAAAUCAUGAUCAGGAUUGAAAAUUAUGUAUGGGUUUGUCUUACAAAUCGAUGCAUAGGGUUGAUUAAAACUAGGCGACUGGAGUAAAGCAUUGUAGUCCUGGGCCAUGGUUACCGUCAUGUCACGUGCAUGUUGUACCACACGGAACGGUGCAGGAGCACACUGCCUCUUCACCACAGCUUGUCACCACGGACUGGGGUCCUGCAACCUCACACCGAUGCAGAUAAACAUACGUUUCACCAGUUUCGGAAUGAAAAUUGGGUGCAUGGUUAUCCAUGGACAUGUUCCAUGCAGCCACAUCUCUCCGAAUGAUAGAUUACAGCAUAAUAUAUUGGAGUUAUUUUUUUCCUGCGUGUGUGGAAGUAAACACCUCUUGCAUUAAACACCCUAAUAUUUGCAACCUGAGUUCAAAAUCAGAAUAAAAAUAUCUGCUAAAUCCCUGUCCAUGCACGGAUCAUGUCAGUAAAGGGACACCAUGAAAAGUUAUUAAAAUGCAUUAAAGUACGAGGCGCAUGAGGGCUGUGCCAUUGAUCCUGCAGGAUGUGGUUAUUCUCUUUUUGGUGCAAAUGGAAUCAUUGGAGUCAAUCAUCUCCAGCUGUUUAUUAAAGGUUUCAAUCUUUUCUAACUAAAAUAUGCUGUGAUAAUGCUGCUAUAGCUGCAUCUCUUUUUUUUUACUGAAUUGAAAUUAAUAAAAUGUAUUGGCAGUUUAGCAAAGUAAGCUAUGAGAAUACAAUAUAUUUUAUAUAAUCUAGGUUUUGUGCUUUUUUUGUCCUAAUAUUUAAUAAAUUGAUUUUAAAGAUGCCUUUGUGUCUCCUCUAGGAAACAUUUUGUAAUUAGUAUUUUAGAAUAGAAUAGAACUACCUUUAUUGUCCCACAUUGGGGAAUUUUGGGUGUGACAGUGGCAAAACUUUGUGUAAUCUUGGAAAGCUAUUUUUCCCUUAGCAAAAUCAAUUGCAAUGAUAAUAAUAAACUUGUCUAAACAUCACUGUGGAUUUUCAAGCUAUGACUCUCAAUAUUUUGACACAUUCGUCCUAGCCAAGAGCAUUUUGUAAGGCAAGUCCACCAGAUGUCAGUGUAACACCACUUUAUUGCUCUGUACUGUGGUCUUCACUUUUUAGUAGUCAAUUUCUGUUUCAUGUAUAUCUGUAUAAAAUAAAGCGCAGAUGUAGUUGGUUGUU
Messenger RNA from Fundulus heteroclitus (mummichog), 2982 nucleotides. It is a transcript of the gene slc7a9, whose product is annotated as solute carrier family 7 member 9. The transcript has 13 exons. Bases 163 to 1641 code for a protein of 492 amino acids. Gene Ontology annotation, biological process: amino acid transmembrane transport. The record is from RefSeq and is a predicted model, not a curated record. Gene Ontology annotation, cellular component: membrane. Gene Ontology annotation, molecular function: L-amino acid transmembrane transporter activity. Lineage: Eukaryota; Metazoa; Chordata; Actinopteri; Cyprinodontiformes; Fundulidae.